UCCUGAAAAUAUCAAGGGUUUUCUAAAAUAUCACCUUUCAGACACAAAAUAAAUUUUCUUUUGUUAAACAUGGUUUAACUUUCUUUGUAUGGAAUUUUUUUUUUUGAAUAUCACUAACUAUAGAGUAACAAUACAAUUUCAGAGUCAACUACAGGCAAAAGUAAUCAAUAUGAAAGAUUUCGGCAAGGCUGCGAAGCUACUCUUUAGGCUUCUAUAUACAGAAAAUGAGUACAAAGGGAGAAGUUUGUCUGGUGGGCGGCCUAACGCCAAAUAUGAGCAGCGACCGCCCAUAGAAGACACCACAAAACUUCAUGUAAUAUAUGACAUAAUCAAGGAAAAAUUUGGGACAGCAGAAGUCCAGGUGAAAGAUAAGAUAAGAGAGCUUCUGAAGCCUUCCAGAGCAAAGUGAAAACUGUAUUUUGAAGGACUGCUUAAGAAACUUUUAAUCCCUAUUUUGAACACUGCUGUGUAUAAAACUUUUUCUUAAAUAAUGCAAUAAAUCAUCAUUUCAGCAA
Messenger RNA from Mercenaria mercenaria, 515 nucleotides. RefSeq lists its product as uncharacterized. The record is from RefSeq and is a predicted model, not a curated record. The transcript is spliced from 2 exons. Lineage: Eukaryota; Metazoa; Mollusca; Bivalvia; Venerida; Veneridae. Bases 89 to 409 code for a protein of 106 amino acids.